Molecule: messenger RNA, 234 nt
Organism: Fusarium proliferatum ET1
Lineage: Eukaryota; Fungi; Ascomycota; Sordariomycetes; Hypocreales; Nectriaceae
Exons: 3
Coding region: 1-234 (77 amino acids)
Source: RefSeq, a predicted model, not a curated record
AUGCCUCUACUGUGCUGUGCUGUGCUGUGCUGUGCCAUCCAUGGAUUCAUCCUUGCGAGGUUAACUGCAAGCCAUUUUCUUACAGUGAAUGUGUGCUUACUUGGUAUGGGCUUUGACCAAUCACGUAAUCGUUUCUACUGCAAACAGUCAAAUCCUUCGAUUUCGGAUUUUGACGAGUCCAAUGGAGGAUCAGAGACUGCAUUUUUCUUGAAUGACUCAAGUGAAAAUACUUGA